Molecule: messenger RNA, 426 nt
Organism: Racocetra persica
Lineage: Eukaryota; Fungi; Glomeromycota; Glomeromycetes; Diversisporales; Gigasporaceae
Source: the annotation of a GenBank genome assembly
AUGAUUUUUGAAUCUAAGCAUCCUGAGAUAAAAAUUCCUCAAACUGGAAUCUAUCAAUAUAUGACUAGUAAUCCACAACAAAUUCCAGAUGACAAGGUCAUUUUCGUGGAUGGAAUUACUGGGAAGAGUUGCACUUAUGGCGAAUUUAAAUAUGACUCGAAAAGGUUUGCUGCUGGAUUACAAGAUAAGUUGGGAUUUCAAAAUGGAGAUUAUGAUUAUCCAAUUGUGCUCUUGGGAACAAUCGCUGCCGGUGGCAAAGUAACAACUGCUAACCCAAAAUAUAAAGUAGUUGAAUUUUUGCAUCAAUUAAGCGAUUCAGGAGCUUCGGUUCUGAUCGCUCAUCCUGAAUUUCUUGAUGCUGCAGCUGAAGCUUCAAUCAGUGCAGGAAUUCCCCCCACCAAUGUAUUGUUAUUCGGUGAAGAAGAA